UGUUUAACGGGCGAAAGAGCAACCCGAGUCUAUCGUCCAUUCCAAACAUCCAAACCUAUACCUAUCUCUCUCUCCUCGAUCACGCCUGCAGAAACCGAGUCUCUCUCUCCCCUCGAUCACGCCUCUAAGCAACCGAGUACUCCAAGCAAACACGAAGCUGCCUGCAGAAACCCUAGCCAGUGGCGUUCUCCGUCGCCGUUCUCUGUCGCAGUCUCCAUCGGCGUUCUUCGUCGCUGUUCGCUAUCACUGUUCGGCCGCAGCUCCAAGAUCAAGUCGAUUUGCUGAGUUGUGAGAUAAACUGGAAAGCCACUGUGCAGACUGAUGUGAUUAGAAUUGAGACACCUCCACCAUGCAGAUAAUUAGGAAAAAACUGAAGUCAAUGAAAUUGAACUAGUAAGUCUGAUACAAAUGCUGGUGGGAAGAGGUAAAAAACACAGCAGCCCAAACAAGAGCCAUCCACAUUGAUUUAGGCAUUGAAAAGGGGCACGCAUGAAUGUGGUUGAAAGAAUGGACGUGCUUAAAUGCUUUACAGAAAGUAAAUGGCCUUUAAAGUUGAGUGAGAGAGUCAAAUACAGUAAUAUAUUGUCUUUACUGCAAGUUCAAGGCCAUUGAUAUUGAAUGAUGGUGACGGCUUCAACUUCAGGGUCCAAGUCACUUAAAGAAUAUCUGAAGAGAUAUGAAAGCAAUGAUGAGGAAGAAAAGAAAAAGAAAAAAAGGAAGAAGAAGGUGGUCCAAAGUAAACCAGAUGUAAAAGGUGUUUUAGUCGUGGAUGAAGAUCCAGUUUGGCAGAAACCAGUUAAUCUUGAAGAGGAAUACAAUGAUGAUUCAGCUGAUGAAGAGAAGCCACAAGUUGAUGAGGACAUUGAGGUUAAGCGGAUGAGGAGGCUCGAACAACUGAAGGCUAUGCGUGCAUAUAAUGCCAUAUCAGAGGAUGGAAGUGGUUGGAUUUCCCUCUCUCCCAAAGCCGCUAAUUCUAAUGACCCAAACUCUGAUAUGUCACCACCACGGAAGCGGGAUUUCCGGAAUGACACACCUUCACCGGAACAUGAACUGAAGCCUGCAGAUUUUGGCAGAGGUAGCACCGAUUUGUCACCUUCACGACAGCGGUUGAAGCACCAACAGAAUGAUAUGACACCUGAAUUUCCUGACAUUUCUCCUCCUAGACGGAGUCGUCGUGGUUCUUCGUACCAAGAUGACUUCCAGGCUUCUCCAGGGUCAGACCUUUCACCCCAAAGGAAAACUAGGGAGGGUUUUCGGAUUCCUGGGUUGCCUGAUCUUUCCCCUCCACGUAAACGUUCAACUGAAACCAAUGCUUCGCGUGCAUCUUUGGUUCAGGAUCUUUCCCCACCGAGAAAAAGCCGAAAGGAAGCUGCUAUGAAUGAGCAACGAAAAACAGGUCUGCUUACUGGCAAAGAGAUCAGUGAAGAGAUUGCUAGAACUAAGAAGACUGAUUGGUUAAGGUUUAAAGAGAUGGAUCCUUCUAUAAGUGGUCGAGGUGCGGAACCUGUAUAUCGUGAUAAGAUAAAAGGAGAACGUAUAUCGAAGGAAGACUUUUUGAAGUCAAGGCAGAAAGUAAAAGUAGAAGAGAAGCCCAAGGAGAAGAAAUUGGAAUGGGGGAAGGGCUUGGCUCAAAAGCGGGAAGCUGAAACUAAGCUGCAGGAAUUGGAACUUGAGAAGGAAAAACCAUUUGCACGAACCAGGGAUGAUCCAGAACUAGACAACAUGCUGAAGGAGAGAUUAAGAUGGGGUGAUCCCAUGGCACAUUUGGUGAAGAAAAAGCAUCCUGAAAUGGUUCUCCCAAACCUAGGGGAUAGUGAGAAGAUGAAAGAAUCGGGGUUUGUUAUUCCUCAGGACAUUCCUGUCCACAGCUGGUUAAAAAGAGGAUUGGAUGCUGCACCAAACCGAUAUGGCAUAAGACCAGGAAGACAUUGGGAUGGAGUUGACCGUAGUAAUGGAUUUGAGAAGGGAUUGAUUAAAAGGACGAAUGAGAGACGAGCUACAGAAACAGAAGCAUACCUGUGGUCUGUCUCUGACAUGUGACUUGACGCGUACGGACUGUGUAAGAAGAUUCCAAUGGGCUUUUUAUGUGUUUUUGUAAAGGCAAUGAGGCACCCGACUUAAAAAGCAAGUUCUAUAAAGUUAAUUGGUUGUGGUGGUGAGUGAUUGGGCUUCCUGAAUUGCUAAACAGCAUUAUGUUUGCAUUGCCAGGGAAGUUUCUGUACUCAUGAUUCUUAGUUAUAGAAUUCGUGAUGUGGUUUUGGUUCAGCUAA
Molecule: messenger RNA, 2270 nt
Organism: Juglans microcarpa x Juglans regia
Lineage: Eukaryota; Viridiplantae; Streptophyta; Magnoliopsida; Fagales; Juglandaceae
Product: BUD13 homolog
Exons: 10
Coding region: 619-2040 (473 amino acids)
Biological process (GO): mRNA splicing, via spliceosome
Cellular component (GO): U2-type spliceosomal complex; RES complex
Molecular function (GO): RNA binding
Source: RefSeq, a predicted model, not a curated record